Molecule: messenger RNA, 1155 nt
Organism: Peronospora matthiolae
Lineage: Eukaryota; Oomycota; Peronosporomycetes; Peronosporales; Peronosporaceae
Source: the annotation of a GenBank genome assembly
AUGAAUAUGUUGGAUGAUGAAGAUGACCAAAGCUUUCACGCUACGCGUGACGGCUACUCCCAUUUGAGCGAUGUAGAAUGGGAUGCGGUUGAACGAAUGGGUUCGACCAUGGGCAUCCAUGCUGUUAGCGUCAUGCUAGAGGCUCUCAAUAGAGAUGCCCAACAUGCUACUAUCGCCAAGUUCAUUCAAAAUGAACUUGACGCAGAACGCGAGAAAGUAGCCUUGCUUCACCAACAAGGUUCUCAACAAGCAGAGUUGUUGAGAGAACAAGGUGCUCAACAGUUUGAACUGUUGAGACAGCAGCAGGCUGCUGCUGGCGGGUCGAUGCACUCGCGUCGGCCCGAGACUUUGAAGAUUGACAUCUCAAAGUAUAGGGGGGUCGAAGAAGACUCCCUCUUGAGAUGGUUCGUCGAAUUGGACGACGCUAUAAGGGCGCGUCGCAUCGACGACGGGGAUAUGCAAGUUGCAUUUGCCCAGUCAAAUCUGGCAGGACGUGCCAAGACUUGGGCACUGGGGCUCAAGCUGCACGACCCAUAUGCGUUUGGGUCGUUGGAAGUCUUCAAGUCGCGGCUCAGACAAACGUUUGAACCGCCCAGAGCUGAGUUCAGAGCUCGAACCGAACUCUUGAAGCUCAAGCAGGGUAAGCGUGAUGUGCACGCUUACGCUCAACAUAUACGACAUCUCACGAGUUGUAUAAGUUCCAAUCCGGUGGAUGAACACACGUUGGUUUCGGUGUUCAUGCAGGGUCUUGCGGAUGGUCCCGUCAAGACUCACCUGUUCCGGCUUGAACUAGAUUCACUAGAACAAGCCAUUUCCAUUGCGGAGCAGGAAGACUUCAGUCUGAGACAGGCUCGCGCCAGCUCGACAUCAUAUCGUCAACCGAGACGAUAUGACAACGGAGGUCCAGAGCCGAUGGAACUCUGUUAUGUAGAGAGCGAGAAGGCUCGCUCUACAGGCUACAAGAAGUUGCAGAGAUGCAACAGAUGUCAAAAGACAGGACACUACGCUUACGAGUGUAGUGCCCCUCGUCCAGUGUCUCGCGACACUGGGCGUAGUGACCGUCCACCCAUGAGAAAGGGGCAGGGACGAGGGUCCGCAGUUGGUGCAAAGACGCAACAACGGGAUGGACCGUCAAAAAACGGACAGGAUCAGUAG